GGCGGCGGCGAGCGGUCAGUGCGUGUGUCAUUCCGCGCCGAGAAAUGGAAGUCGACGAGACGCGUUCGGUUCCCAGCAGAGCGAGAGCGAGCAGCACGUUGUUGACGUUACAUGAAGUUGCGCGCGAAUCCGCCGCGGUGACAGCUGUGCACGUACGUCGCUUUUGAGAAGUUUUGUUAUGACAAAGAACGUACCGCCGGCCACGACCGGUCGCCGACCAGCCGCGUAUCCGGAGGAGAGAUUGUUGUCGCCGCCGCCGCCGCCGUCAUCGUCGUUGUUGUCAUUGUUGUCGUCGUCGUCCUUGUCGCGGUUAUUAUUCUCGUCGUAAACGUAACGUGCUUUUCGCGCAUCACAAGUGUUUUGUUUCGUUUUGUUUUCUCUCGUUUAGGAAAGAGAAAGAAAAUCUCCAACGGCGAGAAAUUUAAGAGCCAAGAGAGUCCAAAGGUUGCCGGCGUGAGGAAAGUAGUUGCGAAAAUGUGGUGCCUCGUUAGUCAAGCCAAUUCCGUUAUCCUUGAGGUGCAGGUGGACCCGAAGGCAAUCGGCCAGGAGUGUCUUGAGAAGGCUUGCGACUGUCUGGGAGUCAGCAAGGAGUGCGAUUACUUCGGGUUGAAGUAUCAGAACGCCAAAGGCGAGGAGCUCUGGCUGAAUCUGAGAAACCCUAUAGAACGGCAAACCGGCGGCGGCGGCGUAGCGCCUCUAAGAUUUGCCCUGAGGGUUAAGUUUUGGGUACCACCUCACCUGUUGCUGCAAGAGGCUACCAGGCAUCAGUUUUACCUGCACUCUCGUCUUGAACUAGUCGAGGGUAGAUUAAAGGUCUCGGAUUGGGGCUCCGUUGCCCGUCUGGUUGCCCUAAUAGCCCAGGCCGAUGGUGGUGAUUAUGAUGCUCUUUCGCCACCCCACGCACUUUACUCCCAAUGCUGUCAUAUACAACCUGCGGAGCCGUGCGAGCCAAAACCUCAAGACUUUCUACUCCGAAUAGUUCAACAGCAUAAGGAAAUCAAGGGAAUGAAAUCUUCGACUGCUGAAUAUUGGCUUCUGAAAGAAAUAUCGAAUCUCGACACAUUCGGACAGGAAAUGUUCCACAGCAAAUUCGGAUACAAUGGUGUGUCUAUGAUUGGCGUCGGUCCACACGGAAUUACGGUCUACCGUAAUCAAGAUGAGGAGACACAAAAUAUACCGUAUACAGCUAUACAAAGCGCUGCGUCACAACGGCGGAUGUUUCACUUGGUUUAUCUCUCACUCGACGGCGAGGAAACAUCGCUGGACUUCAAAUUAGACUCGAGCCAGUCCGCCAACGGACUUUAUCGAGCGAUUACUGAGAAACACGCGUUUUACAGCUGCGAGACAGUCAGAAGCGCAGUCACCGCGCAAUUUAUCCGCGAUUUAAAGGGGACAAUAAUUUCCAUCUUCAACGAGGACUCGACGUUGGGCAAGAAAUACGUGUUCGACAUACGCAGGACCUGCCGAGAGGUUUACGACAAUGCGCGGCGUGCGCUUUACUGCGAAGCGGCGACCAUAUCUCUGCCGGAAGAGAAUGAGAUCCUCGAGAGGCACGCGUGCGGCGAGUGCGAGAAUCCCAAGUGCAAGGAAUCCCGGGAAUGCCUAGCGAGAUUAUUGGACGCUAUGCUUUGCCGGAUCUGCAUGGAUCGAAGUCUGGACACCGCCUUGUUUCCUUGCGGACACGCCGUCGCCUGUUUGGACUGUGCUCGUCGCUGCGAACGUUGCCCAUUAUGCCGCGCCGACAUCGACUACUGCCGCACGAUAUACCUGCCGAUCGAGCUGACGCACAUCGACAAACACAAUCCAAAGCUAUUGUCCGAGACAAUCGAGCCCGUAUUCAGCAAGCCGGUUACGGAGGAGAUAAAAGAGCGAAUUUUGGACGGCGAAGCGCCGGUGAACAAUAACAUUUGAGAACGCCGGACGGUCAGACGCAAAGUCGGCGCGUUCGAGAGAUUCCUCAGAAUUGUUACUUGUCAUACAGGAAGAGCGUAUUAAAACGCGAGAGUGAAAACACUUUUCUAUUUAUCAUCAAAUCCCGUAGACCAAAAUGUUUUUUGACGCGUGUGAAGGUUGUUUUUUACACGAUGUCGAAUUCGAUUGGGAAAAAUAUUUAUCCUGCGCGCCGACUUCUGUUCAAUGCUAAUACGUAAUUGUGUUUUCUAAUCGUUGGUUUACCUAAGUCAGAUGUUUUCACUCCAAUUUUUUUUUACUCAUAUGAUCCACGAAAACGAUACACCUACACGGAAAAUAUAGUUUCGUUAUUAUACAGCCAGCAAGAAAAAUUUAUUGUGUCUAUUAAAUUUUUGUUUCAUCAAGAGCAUUUUGUUAACAAACCAAAAAUCUCAGUAGACUGAGCAAUUUUUCUUGCUGGUCAUGUAAUAGUCAGCUAACUGAUUUCUUGCUAUUCUAACAAUUGUUUUCCGUGUAUAUAAAUGUUUUUUUUUUUAAUUGUUAACAAGUUACUUAAACUAGUUGUUUUUUAAUCUGAUCGAUUUUUUAAAUAUGAUUUGGUGAAACUGCCCUUUAAUUCGAAUUACAAAAAUAUGAAUUCUAUUAUCAUUUUAAUAAAAUAACAAUAAAAUACACAUAUAUUGGUAAACAUA
Pseudomyrmex gracilis is the source of this 2603-nucleotide messenger RNA. It is a transcript of the gene dnr1, whose product is annotated as E3 ubiquitin-protein ligase MYLIP. Gene Ontology annotation, molecular function: ubiquitin-protein transferase activity. Gene Ontology annotation, cellular component: cytoskeleton. The transcript is spliced from 7 exons. The record is from RefSeq and is a predicted model, not a curated record. Bases 475 to 1911 code for a protein of 478 amino acids. NCBI's taxonomy places the organism in Eukaryota, Metazoa, Arthropoda, Insecta, Hymenoptera, Formicidae. Gene Ontology annotation, biological process: ubiquitin-dependent protein catabolic process.